Molecule: messenger RNA, 543 nt
Organism: Closterium sp. Naga37s-1
Lineage: Eukaryota; Viridiplantae; Streptophyta; Zygnematophyceae; Desmidiales; Closteriaceae
Source: the annotation of a GenBank genome assembly
AUGAUGUUUUUCACGUGGUAUGGGCUCGUGUUCAUCACCGUCCUAUUCGUGCUCCUCUCCCCGGGGAUGCUGCUGCAGAUCCCAGGAGACAACCAGCCAGUGGAGUUUCAGAACUGGCGCACGUCUCUGCCCUCCGUGGCCGUGCACGCUGUAGUCUUCCUCGCCCUCAUCCAACUGGCUCUCCCCUUGUCCUCCCUCCCCCCUCCCCCCCUUCUUCCUGCAGAUCCCAGGAGACAACCAGCCAGUGGAGUUUCAGAACUGGCGCACGUCGCUGCCUUCAGUGGUGGUGCACGCUGUAGUCUUCCUCGCCCUCAUCCUGCUCUCCAACUGGCUCUUCCCGUCCUUUCUACACGGGUUGGGGGAGGGGAGGAAGAGGAGGAGGAGGAGGAGGAGGAGGAGGAGGAGGAGGAGGAGGAGGAGGAGGAGGAGGAGGAGGAGGAGGAGGAGGAUGAGGAGGAGGAGGAGGAGGAGGAGGAGGAGGAGGAGGAGGAGGAGGAGGAGGAGGAGGAGGAGGAGGAGGAGGAGGAGGGGGAGGUCCCCUGA